AUGUUCCAGGGUGUCAUGCAUACGUUGUUGAUCGAGGUUCAGUCUCAACUGCCUGAAAUGGGUGCACCACAAUCUAACUCGGGAAAUGAAGCUGCAUGUAAGGGAUCUGUACCCUUGAGCCCAAGGACGGCACUCGUUGUUGAUGACUCUGAAGCCAUUCGUAUUAUUCACAGUCUCCACCUAAGAGCUCUUGGUUUCCAAACUCGGGCGGUUGAGAGUGGCCACGAAGCGGUGCGCCUCCUUGAGUCAGGAAUGAGAUUUGAUGUAAUCCUCAUGGAUUACUAUAUGCCAGAAAUUAAUGGAGCCGAGGCCACCGGAAGAAUUCGCGAGAUGGGAAUUCAAUGUGUCAUCCUUGGUGUUUCAACUAUCGAUGAUGAUGAAGAAAAUAUCCGAGCAAAGUUUGUUCAGUCAGGCUUGACCGAGUAUUUUAGUAUGCCGUUAACUCGUCACAUGCUAAUCCCCUAUUCAACAUCCGUAUAG
This is a messenger RNA of Papaver somniferum (opium poppy), 480 nucleotides long. RefSeq names its product two-component response regulator 24-like. The record is from RefSeq and is a predicted model, not a curated record. The transcript is spliced from 3 exons. NCBI's taxonomy places the organism in Eukaryota, Viridiplantae, Streptophyta, Magnoliopsida, Ranunculales, Papaveraceae. The coding region runs from base 1 to 480 and encodes 159 amino acids. Gene Ontology annotation, biological process: phosphorelay signal transduction system.